AUGCAGGGACAUCUCACUCUCCUGGCACUAGCCAGCCUAUUUCUAGCUCCCAGCAAGGCCGCUGACGAUGCUACUGAUAUGGGCCCAGCAGCCUUCUUGUGGCCUCCCGAUCGGACUUGGUCGAAAACAACAGACAACACUGCGCCGUGUGGCUCAAAUGCUGGGAUCGGAAACCGAACGGAGUUUCCUCUAAAAAACGGAGAGGUAUCAUUGGUUCUCCAAGAUGAAUCCUACAAUGUCAAUCUAGCCAUCUCUUAUCAUAACGACCCUACCUCCAACAACGAUUUCGUAACAGAUGUCGAUGGCAGUAACUUUCCCGACCUCGAGCCAGGCCACGAGUGCUACUCCAUUCCAAACCCACCAUCAAACAUCACAUCUGGUGCGAAUGCUACACUACAACUGAAAUACCAAUCCACCUUCGAUACAGACACAAACAAGACAUACUAUGCCUGCGCUGAUAUCACCUAUAUUCCGCUUAGCGAAUUUACUACCGAUGUUCUCUGCUUCAAUGUAUCGAUUUCCGAUUCAUCAUCCACUACAACUGCAACUGCUAGCAGCAGUAGCAAGUCAUCUGAACUUUCUGGAGGUCAGAUCGCUGGUAUUGUUGUGGGUUCAGUUGUGGGUGCGGCUCUCGUUUUGGGUGGUAUGUUCCUUCUUUGGAGUCGUCAUCAGCGUAAGGUGCAACGAGACAAGGUUGUUGCGGUUAGGAUGGGUGAUUGGCAUAAUAAUCCACAGAAGACGGUGUCUACUGAGGAGAAUGCAGCGUAA
Molecule: messenger RNA, 768 nt
Organism: Penicillium malachiteum
Lineage: Eukaryota; Fungi; Ascomycota; Eurotiomycetes; Eurotiales; Aspergillaceae
Product: copper acquisition factor BIM1-like domain-containing protein
Exons: 3
Coding region: 1-768 (255 amino acids)
Source: RefSeq, a predicted model, not a curated record